CGUGACGUCAAAUUGUUGCACCCAAUAUUCCAUGUGUCAAGCGCGGCCAUCUUUCCUUUUUCUAGAUUCGGAAUCAGGGCUACGGCCAACAUUUUGUAAAUUACUCAAGCUCUUCUAGUCUUUAAGAUAUCACCAUGGCAACAGAAAGUGAAGUUCAGGCAGAAACCAAUGGCAACUCUGUGGAACAUUCAGAAGAUUAUGACAAACUCAUAGAGUAUGGUAUCAAUGAAAAAGUGGCUGAAAAAUUGGAAGAAAUCUACACAACAGGUAUCUUAAAACACAGUGAUCUUGAUGAUCGAGCCCUUGAGGCACUCAAAGAAUUCCCUCCUGAGCAUGGCGUAGAUGUCUUAAAACAGUUCUGCGAAUGCAACCUGGAGCAUGUCACUAACAAAAGUGCCUAUCUAUGUGGAUACAUGAAAACCUACAGAAUGCGUAUGAAGCAACCAGGGUCUGGAGAUGCAAAACCUAAAGGCCCAGAUGAGGCUAAAAUUAAAGAAAUUCUGGACCGCACAGGGUACUCACUAGAUGUCACCACUGGACAAAGAAAGUAUGGGGGUCCCCCACCAGGUGCUGAAGAUGAAGAACAACCUGGCAAAGGCCAUAACCACGAGGUGUUUUGUGGAAAGAUCCCCAGAGAUAUCUUUGAGGAUGAACUAAUUCCUCAGUUUGAAAAAGCUGGUAAAAUAUGGGACUUAAGACUUAUGAUGGACCCAAUGACGGGCAAUAACCGUGGCUAUGCUUUUAUAACUUAUUGUGACCAGGAAAGUGCUAAAAAAGCUGUGGAAGAGCUCAAUGACUUUGAGAUUAAACCUGGUAAAAAACUGCAAGUGAACCUAUCAAUUGCCAAUGUUCGCUUGUUUGUGGGAAACAUUCCCAAAUGUAAGAGCGAGGAAGAGAUCAGAGAGGAAUUCACACCUCACGCAAGUGGUCUAGAAAAAGUCAUCAUAUACAGUAUACCUGACGAUCCAAAGAAAAAGAACCGUGGCUUUGCGUUCUUGGAGUAUGAGUCUCAUAAAGCUGCCUCAGUCGCCAAGAGGAAGCUAAGUUCAGGACGAACAAAAGUGUGGAACUGUGACAUCAUUGUAGAUUGGGCAGAUCCCUUGGAAGACCCUGAUGAAGCUACUAUGUCAAAGGUAAAGGUGCUCUAUGUCAAAAAUCUGAAGAAUGACAUUACAGAUGAACAGCUUAAAGAAAAGUUUUCCACUUAUGGCGAGAUAGAGAGAGUGAAGAAAAUUAAAGAUUAUGGCUUUGUACAUUUUGUCGAGAGAGAACAUGCAGUUAAAGCUUUAGAAGAGCUGAAUAAUACAAUGUUAGGUGAGUCAAUGAUGGAGGUUUCUCUUGCCAAACCACCCGGUGAUAACAAAAAGAAAGAAAUGAGGAAGAGAGAGCAGCAACAACGACAGAUGAUGUACAUGAUGGGGGGAAAAGGCGGGUUCAAUGACUACAAUUUCCCACCAAGAGGAGGCAAAUUCCCACCCAGAGGAAGAGGGCGUGGCAAUUAUUUUAACAAUUAUGGGCCGGGGCCAGCAUUCCAAGGGUUCGGAGGUUACCCAGGAGGCUAUGGACCAGAACCUUACUAUGACGAUAGCUUUGGAGGCUACGAAGAUGACUUCUACGGAGGAUAUGGAAUGCCAAGACGAGGACGUGGAGGUCCAGGUGGAAUGAUGCGACCACCAAGAGGAGGUCCCAUGAGAGGAAGGGGUGGACGUGGCAGAGGAGGCCGUGGCAUGCCCCCAGGACCACGUGGUGGACCCAGAGGAGGUGCUAGAGGUGGUCCAGCAGGACCUUCUACCAGGGGUGAACUGACCAAUGGUAAUGGGCCAAACGGCAUAUCUGAUCUUGAAUAAAGAUGGCGGCCAUGUCUUGCUGACAGCGCCACCUUUACCCUGCUGGGGACAGCUGGACUGUUUAAUACGGUGCUAAUCGGCAGUCUUAUUCAUACAUACCAGACUUUUUAUCAUGCCUCGAGCCGCUCUUUUGGCGGCCCCGGCAACUGUUGCUUAUUUUUUUGAGGAAGGCUAUUUAUCUUACGAGAACUUUUGUAAGCAUUUUUUUACAGAGGAGAGUGAUCUCAAGGAGAGGCGGUACCAUGUUUGGGGUUGUCCUCGCUAGUGUUUAUCUCUCUAGUGUUUUUUCACAACCUCCACACAGGCAUGUCAAUAUACACUCCAUGGUGUCAGUUAAAACUACAUGGUGUCGGUUUAAACUCCAUGGUGUCAACAUGAACUCCAUUGUGUCAGUAUAAACUCCAUGGUGUCACUCUCGUCUGGUUAUUUGUUAUUGACUUCAUUUCGCAGUGACACGGUCUUGGCCUGCCAAUUUUGUGCAACAGUGUUGUCCUAGUUAUUAACUUAAGUGCAAUAGUCGUGAGCAAGACAAUGUGCAAUUGUGUCAUAUGAGAAGAUUAAAACAAUGCCAUGUAUUAAAGUCUAAUUAUUUAAUUGCAAUACGAAUUACUUGACGGCUUCACUGAAAAUAUGCAUCAAUUAGAACUAUUCAGAAACAAUAUCCCGCACUUCUUCCAUUAGAAACGCCAAAAGUUAAUUUACCCCACAUCACUUGUGUCUUUAGAGUAAAUUAAGUCGGAGCUACAUAAUCAUUCAAUUACACAUCCAUAGCUAUUUCAGGAUCUCUCAACUUGAAAACAGUGCCAUAUGAAUCUCAUUAUCCGCGACAUAGGCAACAUUAAAGCAAAUUGGUUUUCAUUACCGUGUCACUGUGAACUGAAGUUGUUGUUUUUUUGUUAAGAUAGAGGCGCCUGUAAAACUGUGUCUUUAGUUAGAGGAUAAAUAAACACUGAAAUCUAACCUUUGAAAAAACAAGUUUCGACCUAAUUGCCGAACUGAUACACGCAUCAGUUUUGUAAUAAUUACCUAUUAGAUAUCUGUUACUUUCGUAAUGAAAGUCGAGAUUGACGUAGGUUCUAUUGCUAAAACAUAACGAACUCUGACCGCGGGGCACAGAUUUACGAGGCAAGAGAAAAGAUGGAACGCGUGAGCUUGAGUACAGUGAUAAAUGCCUUGCGAUAAAAAUUAUUAAUAAAAUAGAUAGCUUCGAAAUUAUAUUCAAAAUUAAUGCCCGUAUAUAGAAUGCAAUGAAAAUGAAAAAAUUCAAAAAAAAGUGGAAUUGUAUUAUUCAUUCAAA
Owenia fusiformis is the source of this 3144-nucleotide messenger RNA. Lineage: Eukaryota; Metazoa; Annelida; Polychaeta; Sabellida; Oweniidae. The record is from the annotation of a GenBank genome assembly.